AUGGCAAGACACGGACAACCGUCGCCUGCUCGAAAGCAGCGCAAGCACAGGUUCCGUCCAGGGACCCGAGCGCUAAUGGAAAUUCGCCGAUACCAGAAAUCCACCGACCUUCUCCUCCGCAAGCUUCCGUUCGCCAGGCUGGUCAAGGAGUUGACAAUGCACUACAACAACACUGGGUUGCGGUGGCAGGCAGACGCGCUGCUAGCUAUGCAGGAGGCAGCAGAAGAUUACCUCGUCCGUCUCUUCGAGGACGCGAACCUUUGUGCUAUUCACGCACGCCGUGUGACGCUCAUGGUGAAAGACAUUCAGCUGACUCGCCGCAUUCGCGGGCUGUCAGAAGCGACACGAUAG
This is a messenger RNA of Guillardia theta CCMP2712, 351 nucleotides long. RefSeq names its product histone H3 variant. Gene Ontology annotation, molecular function: structural constituent of chromatin; protein heterodimerization activity; DNA binding. The transcript has 3 exons. The record is from RefSeq and is a predicted model, not a curated record. Bases 1 to 351 code for a protein of 116 amino acids. Lineage: Eukaryota; Cryptophyceae; Pyrenomonadales; Geminigeraceae. Gene Ontology annotation, cellular component: nucleosome.